Sitodiplosis mosellana (orange wheat blossom midge) is the source of this 498-nucleotide messenger RNA. RefSeq lists its product as uncharacterized. Bases 1 to 498 code for a protein of 165 amino acids. Lineage: Eukaryota; Metazoa; Arthropoda; Insecta; Diptera; Cecidomyiidae. The record is from RefSeq and is a predicted model, not a curated record. The transcript has a single exon.
AUGGAGCAGCUAAUUGAUAAAGAUCCAACGAAAUUUUUCGAAUAUGUCAAUUGCGUCCGAAAAACUCAUGAUUUACCCAGUGAAAUGGAAUAUAAUGGCGUUAAGUUGAACUGUCAACAAGAUAUUGCCGAUACAUUUGCCAAACAUUUUGAAAAAGCGUACACCAAACAAAAUGAUGUUCAAACUGACAGUUACAAGGACUGUGAAUCGCUUCUCCGUGAUUUAUGCAUCAAUAUUCCAACGAUUGAAAUCACUGACGACAUAAUUUUGGAGACAGUAAACAACCUUCCAAAUAACACAGUAUCUGGGCCAGACGGAAUACCGAACAUUUUCAUCAAAAAAUGCAUUCACACGUUGGUAAAGCCGAUUACUCACAUAUUGAGUGAAUCAUUAAAGACCGGCUUUGUACCAGACAUUUGGAAGCGAUCUUAUGUACGGGCAAUACACAAAAGUGGAAUCAAAGCAAAAAUUGAUAACUAUCGUGGUGUUGCUUUGUAG